Messenger RNA from Meira miltonrushii, 1356 nucleotides. RefSeq names its product AAA-domain-containing protein. Lineage: Eukaryota; Fungi; Basidiomycota; Exobasidiomycetes; Exobasidiales; Brachybasidiaceae. The record is from RefSeq and is a predicted model, not a curated record. Gene Ontology annotation, molecular function: ATP binding; ATP hydrolysis activity. Bases 10 to 1356 code for a protein of 448 amino acids. The transcript has a single exon. Gene Ontology annotation, biological process: endosomal transport; vacuole organization.
CUCACAAGCAUGUCAAAUUCAAACUUUCUUGACAAGGCAAUUGCCAUUGUCAAAGAUGCUGUCGAACAAGAUACAAAACAAAAUUAUCAAGAAGCAUACAAGCUUUAUCAAAACUCAUUAGACUUUUUCAUGAUGGCGAUCAAAUACGAAAAGAGUGAUCGAAUGAAACAAAUGUUGCGAAACAAAGUGGCAGAAUAUUUAGAUCGUGCUGAAUCACUUAAAGCACAUCUUAAUUCACAAAAAGAAGACAAAGGUAGAUCAGCAAUCGGAGCAAACGGAAGUGAAAAAGGUGUAGGAGCAAACGGCACAAAGAAAGGCGCCGAUGAAGAUGGUGUGGAUGCAGAGACAAAGCGAUUGCGAGCCGGUCUAUCCAGUGCAAUCUUGUCAGAGACACCAAAUGUAUCUUGGGAUGAUGUUGCCGGUCUGCAGACAGCCAAAGAUUCUCUCAAAGAAGCCGUCAUUCUUCCAAUCAAGUUCCCACAACUAUUCACAGGAAAACGAACGCCUUGGCGUGGUAUUUUGCUCUAUGGACCGCCAGGAACGGGUAAAAGUUACCUUGCAAAAGCAGUCGCAACGGAAGCAAAAUCUACCUUCUUCAGUGUCAGUAGUAGUGACUUGGUCAGUAAAUGGAUGGGUGAAAGUGAAAGAUUGGUCAAAAAUCUGUUUGCAAUGGCAAGAGAGGCAAAACCAUCAAUCAUCUUUAUCGACGAAGUGGAUUCAUUGUGUGGUACUCGUGGAGAAGGUGAAAGUGAAGCAAGCAGACGUAUCAAGACUGAGUUUCUGGUGCAAAUGGACGGUGUUGGUAAUGGAGCAGGUGGUGUGCUGGUGCUAGGAGCAACAAAUAUUCCAUGGCAACUGGAUUUGGCCAUCAAAAGACGAUUUGAGAAACGUAUCUAUAUCCCUCUACCCGAUUUAGAAGCACGAAAGAAGAUGUUUGAAUUGCAAGUUGGAUCUACACCCUGUUCACUCACCAAUAAAGAUUAUCGUGAGCUUGCCGUCAAGACCGAAGGUUAUUCAGGUUCAGAUAUCGCAGUCUUAGUGCGUGAUGCACUUAUGCAACCUGUUCGAAAGGUAUUGAGCGCAACGCAUUUCAAAAAAGUGACUGCUCCUCAAAAAGCAAAAGAUGGAGAAGCACAACCUGAAGAAGGUUUAACGGGAGAAUUUUGGACUCCAUGCAGUCCGGGUGAUCCACAAGCCAAAGAGAUGACAUGGGAAGCAGUAGAUGGAUCAGAACUUUUGGAACCGCAAUUAAUCUUGUCAGACUUUUUGCGUGCAAUCCAACAAGCUCCACCAACGGUGACAGAAGCCGAUUUGAAACAACACACCGAAUUCACACAGCAGUCCGGGCUCGAAUGA